Sphaeramia orbicularis (orbiculate cardinalfish) is the source of this 1912-nucleotide messenger RNA. It is a transcript of the gene tada1, whose product is annotated as transcriptional adaptor 1. Gene Ontology annotation, molecular function: transcription coactivator activity. The transcript is spliced from 8 exons. The record is from RefSeq and is a predicted model, not a curated record. NCBI's taxonomy places the organism in Eukaryota, Metazoa, Chordata, Actinopteri, Kurtiformes, Apogonidae. Bases 1 to 999 code for a protein of 332 amino acids. Gene Ontology annotation, cellular component: SAGA complex. Gene Ontology annotation, biological process: regulation of transcription by RNA polymerase II.
AUGGCAGCUCAUGCUAGCGAGCUGGAGAUUGCAAAGAAAAAUUUAACUGAUGCAAUUGGCGAUAACGUCAAACACUAUUGGGCAAACCUGAAGUUAUGGUUCAAACAGAAGAUCAGCAAGGAAGAAUUUGACAUUGAGGCACGUCGUCUGUUGGCGCAGGAAAAUGUCCAUUUUCACAAUGAUUUCCUCCUGGCCAUUUUAACGCGGUGCCAGAUCAUUGUCUCUACACCAGAGGGCGCUCCAUUACAAUGGCAAAGUGGCCCUGCUUCAAAGCCUGGCAAACCAAAAGGAAAGAAGAAAAGUUCCUCAAGACAAAAAUUUGAUCACCGUUUUCAGCCUCAGAACCCCCUGACUGCUGCUCAGCCAUUCAGCCCACGGGAGGUUGGAGGAGAGGAGGAAGAGCUGCGUCUUAGUGCACACACUUUGCUGCUCCCGACACGAGGUCAGCUCGAGGCUCGUAUGAUGGUGACGGCCUUUGAGCUGGGGUUGGAUAACAUCACAGAAGAUGCUGUCAGCACCAUGAUUUAUGCCGUUGAGCACCACUUGAAAGAUGUCCUGACUGCUGUAAUCACUCGGAGGAAAGCUUACCGCUUACGAGAUGGCCACUUUCCCUAUGCUUUUGGCUGCGACGUCACUCCACAGCCGUAUUUGAAGAACAGCCUCGCUGCUUACCACAGUGUCACUGAAUGUCCUCCUCCUAGUGCUUCUCUCCCUGCUGGCCCACCACCUCAAGUGUCACCUGAUGAAGCAGAACAGCAAGCUGUUCACUUAUUGGCUUGUUCUGCUGACAGUCUCCCAGCACCUCUCCCUCCAAUUAGCAUGUUUGACCUUCUUGAGGCUUUACAGGUUCACCACGGUGUGAUGCCCUCUCACACUAUGUAUGCCCUCAACAUGGAGCGCAUUCUGUCACGGCUCUGGCACCCGAGCCACGAAGAACUCGAGCAGGAUCAUGUACACCGGCAACGCCUCGCUGCAAAGGACGGUGUACUCGUCAGCUGAGAUUCACUAAUAUGGACUGAGGGUAUUCUCUGGAAUCAAACACAAAAACAAUCCCCAAAUGGAAAUGGGUCAUAAAAACCUGAAGACCUUAUAAGUCCCUGUUGUGCAUUAAGAUGAAGGAUGCAGCAAGAUGAAACAAAACAGUUGGACGAAGGCCACAGCAUGAACAGUCAACUUCAGCUAGCAGCCAAUAGAUCACAAAUUAUCAGUAUAGCUUUUUUUUCUCUUUUGCUUAUUCAACUAUGUGGAGCUUGAGGGGUUUGUACAGCUCAUGCAAAUUCCCUAUGACGUGAUUAGAAUGAAAAUAUAAUACCCACUACCACUAUUCUACAGCAUUGUGUCUUUAACCAUAGAUAAAAACUGACCGAAGACAAGUGUUCUGCACAAUUUUUUUUGCAAUAUUGGCUGAAUUUAAUUUCGUCUGGUGAUUAGAUCUCUAACCAGCAAUGUUUGGAAUUAAAAUAAAGUAGGUCGUUUAACAAACAUCAAGUCAGAAACAAUGUUCUGACUUGAAGUGCUAUAGAGAUGUCAAUCAAGCAGCAUGUGUACAGGUCCAAACAGAAAAACUCGUAAUGCGUAAUAAGUGAAAUCACCUGUGCAGGGUCUUUCGAAAUCAUCACACAUUACUGCCUCUUGUGAUAUUCAACUCAUACCACAAGAGGCAGCAAGUAUUCUGUAAAUCUUCAUCUGAUUAAGCCCUAUGAGUUGACUGACUGCUGCUGGUGAAAGGAGGAAAGCUUUUUUUUUUUUUUAACCGUCUCAGUACAUUUGGAUAUUCUGUUCAACAUGUUUGUGUUGUGUUUAUAGUUGAGGAUAACUUGUAAAUUUGUAUUUGUCCUUUUUCUACACAGAUCUUGUUUUGUAAAUUAUAUUGCAAACCUUGAUAAUAAACUUUUUUUUUUUUUUUUUUGGU